This is a messenger RNA of Pyricularia grisea, 1206 nucleotides long. RefSeq lists its product as uncharacterized. Gene Ontology annotation, biological process: regulation of transcription by RNA polymerase II; regulation of cyclin-dependent protein serine/threonine kinase activity. The record is from RefSeq and is a predicted model, not a curated record. The coding region runs from base 1 to 1206 and encodes 401 amino acids. Gene Ontology annotation, molecular function: cyclin-dependent protein serine/threonine kinase regulator activity. Gene Ontology annotation, cellular component: transcription factor TFIIK complex; nucleus. The transcript has a single exon. NCBI's taxonomy places the organism in Eukaryota, Fungi, Ascomycota, Sordariomycetes, Magnaporthales, Pyriculariaceae.
AUGGCGACCGAAGAUUCCAGAUACCGGCAAAGCACACAGUACCGCCUCUGGUCUUUUUCGCCCUCACAACUGGCCGAGCUACGAUCAAAGACGAACCAGCUUGCCGCCACCAGCAUAUCCGGUCGAUUGAGCGCACGAAAUGGCGGCGAUGGCACGUCAACACCCAUCCCCGAGUUCUUGACGGCGGACGAGGAGCAGAAGCUGGUCACGUUUUACACAACACAACUCCUACGGGCUGCGGUGUUCCUCGAGCUCCCUACCGAGGAGAGAGCGACGGCCGCCGUAUUUUUCAAGCGCUUCUACGUCACCAACAGCGUCAUGACGUACCCGCCCAGCACAAUGAUCAAAACCGCCCUCUUCUUCGGCGCCAAGGCCGAAGGCUUCUACAUGCGGGUGGGCAAAAUUGCCGAGAAGAUCAAAGGUACCACCGUCGAGGAGAUCCUGGCCGGAGAGUUUCUGCUAUGCGAGGGCAUCCGGUUUGCCUUUGACGUCAGGCAUCCCUACCGUGCGCUCGAGGGAGCCAUCAUGCAGCUCAAGGCACUGGAGGACCUGGAUGAGAAGCACAUCAAAGCGGCACAUUCGCGGGCGAGGGAGAUUCUCAAGUUUAGCGCUCUCGUCACCGACGCCUACUUCCACUACACUCCAAGCCAGAUCAUGCUGGCCGCGCUUUCACUCGCCGAUCGAGCCCUGGCCGAGAGGUUGAUCGACGAGAGCUUCAAGGUCAACGGCGCACACCUCCCCAAGAAGGACUUGGGUGCAGUCGGGGCGCCGGUGCCCGAUAACAGCGGCAGCAAGGCAGCGCGGGCCAAGAACCGCGAGGCAGAGCGGGAGCGCAUCUUUGGCGCAGAGGUUCGGGACAAGGUCAUGGCCGUCAUACAGAGUUGCUCCGAUAUGAUGUCGCAUGAGCUGCCCGAACGUGACGACGGUUUUUGGAGUAACGAGGCCGGCGAGCUCUUCAAGCCUCUCACAAAGCGACUCAAGAAGUGUCGCGAUCCGGACCGGUCUGACCUCGUGGCGUUGCAGAAAGCACGGCGUGAGAGGGCCCUCAAUAGUGCGGACAGCGAUGACGAGAGGGAUCCUGGCAAGAAGAAUAAAAAGGCCACCAUUGAGGGAGACGGUUCUGUAUUUGGUGGUCCGGUUGGGGCGGACGCCAGAGACCCAAAACGGAGGAAGGUUAGCAAUGACCCUUUUGGGCCGCCACUGUAA